This is a messenger RNA of Penicillium salamii, 2289 nucleotides long. The record is from the annotation of a GenBank genome assembly. Lineage: Eukaryota; Fungi; Ascomycota; Eurotiomycetes; Eurotiales; Aspergillaceae.
AUGGCAUCCGAAGCCUCCAAGGACCUUCCUGUGCGACCUGCCGCCGAAGCGCAGGCCAACAACGCUUCUGAAGCCGCCGCUGCCCCGCAGAAAGAUGCGAAUGCGAAAACCAAGCAGGCCCCGAGCCCCGAUGUCCUCCCAGAGGUCAUGAUCGAGCGCAACAACCUCUUUGAAGAACUCUGGCAACAACACCUUGAGGAUACCAAGACCCGCCCUCACCCCGAGAUCAGCAUCACGCUCGACAUUGGCGAUGGCAAUGCCCCGAAGCCGGUCCCCGCAAAAGCCUACGAGACCACCCCCGGUUCCUUCUUGCGCGACGUCCCCAAGGAUCUGAGUGCCAACAUUGUUAUUGCCAAGGUUGAUGGAGAACUUUGGGAUCUCAACCGUCCGCUGGAGAAGGAUUGCGAGGUUGCCCUGCUGCCCUUCAGCAACCCCGAAGCCCGCGAGGUCUUCUGGCACUCCAGUGCUCAUUGCUUGGGAGAAGCAUGUGAGUGUGAAUAUGGAUGUCUUCUCUCUCACGGUCCCCCUACUGCUCAGGGCUUCUUCUACGACAUGGCCAUGCCUGAUGGACGUGUUGUUCGAGAGAGUGACUGGAAGGCGCUUGACACUAAGGCGUCGCGCAUCUUCAAGGAGAAGCAAAGCUUCGACCGAUUGGAGGUUUCCAAGGAGAACCUCAAGAAGAUGUUCGCCUACAGCAAAUACAAGCUUCACUACAUUGACAAGCUUGUGACUGGAGAGAGCAGCACUGUCUACCGCUGUGGUACCCUGGUCGAUCUGUGCCGAGGCCCUCACAUCCAGAACACCGGAAAGAUAAAGACGUUCAAGAUCAUGCAGAACUCCUCUGCCUAUUUCCUUGGUGACCAAACCAACGAUUCUCUCCAGCGUAUUCGUGGUGUUGCUUUCCCUGACAAGAAGCUGAUGGCCGAGCACCUCAAGUUCUUGGAAGAGGCGGAGAAGCGCAACCAUCUGAGAAUUGGAAAGGAACAAGAACUCUUCUUCUUUGAUGAGAUGUCUCCAGGAUCCCCCUUCCUUCUCCCCAACGGAGUGAAGAUUUUCAACCAAAUCCAGUCUCUCCUGCGCACUGAAUAUCGCAAGCGUGGUUACCAAGAGGUUCAGACCCCUAACAUGUUCGAUGUUAACCUCUGGAAGACUUCCGGCCACUGGCAACAUUACAAGGACGACAUGUUCGCGCUCGCAAAAGAUAAAGACGCCGAACCCAGUGUCAAGCCAACCGAUAAGAACGCUGCUCAGGUCGCCGCCGCGGAAAAGCAGUUCGCCCUCAAACCCAUGAACUGUCCCGGCCACUUCCUUCUCUUCAACCACAGAGAACGUAGUUACCGAGAGCUUCCUAUGCGUCUCGCCGACUUUGGUGUUCUUCACCGCAAUGAAGCCUCUGGGGCACUCAGUGGCCUGACGAGAGUAAGACGCUUCCAGCAGGACGACAGUCAUAUCAUAGUUACCCCGGACCAGAUCAUGUCUGAAGUGGAGGGUCUGUUCGAUUUCCUGCGGUCCAUUUACGGACUGUUUGGCUUCACCUUCAAGUUGAAGCUUUCCACUCGCCCCGAGAAGUACAUGGGCUCUUUGGAUACCUGGGACCACGCCGAGGAUCAACUCAAGAAAGCAUUGACCAAGUUCAUGGGCAACGACUGGAUUAUUGAUGAAGGAGAUGGAGCCUUCUAUGGCCCGAAGAUCGACAUCACCAUUGCGGAUGCACUCAAGCGUGAAUUCCAGUGUGCCACUAUUCAGCUCGAUUACCAAGCUCCUAUCAACUUCAAGAUGGAGUACAUGACCAACGAGCAGCAAGCUACUCAGGAUAAGCCCAAGGAGGGAGAGCCUAAGGGCGACGAGCCCGGCCCCGGCCGUGCUCGCCCCGUCGUCAUCCAUCGUGCCAUCAUCGGCAGUUUCGAGCGAUUCCUGGGUAUCUUGAUCGAGCACUUCGGUGGCAAGUGGCCAUUCUGGCUCAGCCCGCGCCAGAUCCUUAUUGUUCCCGUCAUGCCGGCCGUGAACGACUACGUUGAGGAACUGCAGCAAUUGCUGCGUGGAGAUAAGCUCAACGUUGACAUUGACAUCAGCGGUAACACCAUGCAGAAGAAGAUUCGCACUGGUCAGCUGGCUCAGUACAACUUCAUCUUUGUCGUUGGUGCAUCUGAGAAGGAAUCCCGCACUGUCAACAUUCGCAACCGUGAUGACCCCGCCAGCCAAAAGCAGGGCACCAUGGUCUCCGUUGAGGAUGUGCGUGUCCAGCUUAAGGCACUGCGCAAGGAGCGCCGUAUGGAGAACGCCUUGUAG